This is a messenger RNA of Hirsutella rhossiliensis, 600 nucleotides long. Its product is annotated as polyprotein. Lineage: Eukaryota; Fungi; Ascomycota; Sordariomycetes; Hypocreales; Ophiocordycipitaceae. Bases 1 to 600 code for a protein of 199 amino acids. The record is from RefSeq and is a predicted model, not a curated record. The transcript has 2 exons.
AUGUCCAACCCCAGCCCUCAACACCAAGACGCUGCUGACCGAGCAAUUUGCUACUUGGUCGAGAGAAAGAAUUUGGCCCUCAGGCUGGGAGGUGGCGAUGAUUUUGAAGUGGCAAGCGACUCAUCAUUUGCUGACAACUCGACCGACCGGAAAAGCUCGCAGGCCUACGCCAUGAAGCUGUUUGGAGGUCUCAUCGGGUGGCGGGAGUCAAUAUACAUGAGCAGGCUGAUCGACGAGCUGGGUGUCAAGCUGGAUGCCUCACACAUUCGGAUUCAAUGCGACAAUAACCAAACAAUCCGGCUCGUCAACGCAGAGAUCGCAGCGCUGAAGACAAAGCUUCGUCACGUCAACAUCCACAACCAUUGGCUUCGUCAAGAAGUAGCCAACGGCACGAUCGAAGUCACGUAUACACCCAGCGCCGAGCUGAUGGCCGAUGGUUUGACAAAGGCGCUCCAAGGACCUCACUUUGAAGCAUUCGUCAAGCAAAUGGGCCUCGAAGACGUCACCAGCCUCCUCGCCGGCCGGUCGCUCCCCGAAACAGAUGACGAAGAACUCCAAGAACAGAUAUAUGAGGUGUGGCACAAGGAAGAUAAGGAAUGA